Messenger RNA from Rodentolepis nana, 771 nucleotides. Lineage: Eukaryota; Metazoa; Platyhelminthes; Cestoda; Cyclophyllidea; Hymenolepididae. The record is from the annotation of a GenBank genome assembly.
AAUCUAUCCGACCUGGCCAGUCCCCAUCUUCCAGAUGACUUACCGUCCCCAGAUGAAAGUCAUCGGUCAACCAAAACUCAUCUGCCAUCGAUUCCCCAGGGCAAAGAACUUAUUAUUCCUGUCAACGGACCACCCUGCUAUAUUAGACAAACAGAAAUCGUUGUUGCCGACUUAAGUUCUCUGACCACGAGCAACUACAGCCAUGAUCUGCCCGACAGUAAUUCACUCGAAAUUAAAGAACAAAUUACAAUGGUAGUGGAGUCUACCAAAGGACCUUCUGGAAGUCCUAAGCAUUCUCAUGCUGCUAAAGCAAUUUCAAACGAUAAGACUCUUUCGACCACAGCAUUCUUAACAUCCAGUGAGAGCAGUAGCUGCAGUAACACAACAACAACUGCCACGAAUAGUCCCUCAAGUUUGAAGGUGGUUCCGAAACCAAUCAAAGGUCGACAACGAUGUCUCAGUGAAUCUGUUGCUACACCAGUAGUUCAUCACAAAACCAACAUUUCUCCCAAGUCGCACAAGUUCUUUGGACGUCUUCGACUUUUCUCCCUGUCAGGAGAUCGUUCACGAAGUAGUAACUCAACAACCGAAGCGAUGGAUGAAUCCGGUUCAACACCUAUAUCUCCAGGAUUUGAGCUCACACCACCUCAUCUUAUGCCGAAAGCAAAAAAUUGCACUUCACAACGUCUGGAAUUUUCUGGAAAACCGAUUCUCAACAAUAGCAAGUUUUUACCCAAACAGCGGCCUAGAAGGUCAUGUCUGUCAGUUUGA